This is a messenger RNA of Nicotiana attenuata, 513 nucleotides long. RefSeq lists its product as uncharacterized. Gene Ontology annotation, molecular function: nucleic acid binding. The transcript has a single exon. The record is from RefSeq and is a predicted model, not a curated record. NCBI's taxonomy places the organism in Eukaryota, Viridiplantae, Streptophyta, Magnoliopsida, Solanales, Solanaceae. The coding region runs from base 1 to 513 and encodes 170 amino acids.
AUGAUUGAUAACUACAAGCAUUGGCAUGAGAAGCUACCAUUUGCUCUCCUUGGAUAUCGAACUACAGUCAGAACAUCAACUGGGGCAACGCCUUAUCUUCUGGUCCAUGGAACUGAAGCUGUAUUACCUGCAGAAGUUGAAAUACCAUCUUUGAGGGUCAUCCAGGAAGUCGAGCUGAGCAAUGCAGAAUGGGUGAAGAAUCGGUACGAACAACUAAUGCUUAUUGACGAGAAGAGAAUGAAUGCAGUUUGCCAUGGUCAACUCUAUCAAAAUAGGAUGGCCAGAGCCUUCAACAAGAAAGUGAAACCACGGCAGUUCAAACCGGGGCAAUUGGUUUUGAAGCGCAUAUUCCCGCACCAAAAUGAAGCCAAAGGAAAGUUUGCACCAAAUUGGCAAGGUCCGUAUAUGGUGCAUCAGGUAUUGACUGGAGGAGCACUGAUUUUAGCAGAAAUGGAUGGUGAAGUAUGGCCCAAGCCCAUCAACGCAGAUGCAGUCAAGAGAUACUACGUCUAG